Molecule: messenger RNA, 2194 nt
Organism: Toxotes jaculatrix (banded archerfish)
Lineage: Eukaryota; Metazoa; Chordata; Actinopteri; Toxotidae
Exons: 4
Coding region: 816-1679 (287 amino acids)
Source: RefSeq, a predicted model, not a curated record
AUUUCUACCGGAGGUUCAUCCGCAACUUCAGCUCUGUGGCCACACCCCUGACUCGCCUAACCUCCACCACCAACCCGUUCCAUUGGACACCUGAAGCUGACGAGGCUUUCCACCUACUCAAGCAUCUGUUCACAUCUGCACCCAUCCUCAUUCAACCAGAUCCCAACCAGCAGUUCGUGGUGGAGGUGGAUGCCUCGAACACUGGGAUUGGUGCAGUGUUGUCUCAACGCUCCGGACCAGACCAAAAGCUUCACCCCUGCGCUUUCUACUCCCACAAGCUGUCUCCCGCGGAAAAGAAUUAUGAUGUGGGUAAUCGAGAACUGCUAGCUGUUAAACUAGCCUUGGAGGAGUGGCGCCAUUGGUUGGAGGGUACGGAACAGCCAUUUGUGGUCUGGACAGAUCACAAGAACCUAGCUUACAUUCAAUCAGCAAAACGUUUGAACUCCCGUCAGGCCCGCUGGGCCCUGUUUUUCAGCCGGUUUAAUUUUUCUCUCACCUACCGUCCAGGUUCCCGUAACAUCAAGCCCGACGCCCUUUCCCGACAACAUGCUCCUGAGGGGGAGGAAACUUCUUCUCCUGAUACCAUCUUACCUGCUUCUCGAGUGGUGGCUACGCUAACCUGGGAGAUUGAAGCCCAAGUCAAGGAGGCACAGCAGACCAACCCUGAUCCUGGUAUUGGACCCCCCAAUCGGCUUUUUGUCCCAGACUCUGUUCGCUCACAAGUUCUCAAGUGGGCACAUAAUUCUCGGUUUGCUUGUCACCCUGGAUCCACACGAACCCUAGCCCUGUUAAGACAGCACUUUUGGUGGCCCACCAUGGAAACUGAUGUCAGGACUUUUGUUGCUGCUUGUACAGUUUGUGCCCGAAGCAAGGCUUCUCAUCGCCCCCCGGCAGGUCUACUCUGUCCCCUACCUGUUCCCAGCCGUCCCUGGUCACACAUAGCUGUGGACUUUGUCACCGGUCUUCCCCCCUCUCAGGGUCACACGUCUAACGGCCAAGCCGAGCGAGCUAACCAACACCUGGGAGCUGCUCUGCGGUGCGUGAUUGCAUCUAAUCCCUCUUCCUGGAGUAGUCAUCUGGCUUGGGAGGUCGAGCUAGCAGUUCCAUCUAUCCAGCACCAUCUCGGUAGGUGUCGUAAAGUCUGGAGGGAGACCCGAGCGGCGUUGCUGAGGACUCAAGAGAGAAACCAACGAAUCGCUGAUCGGCAUCGGAUCUCUGCUCCUGAGUACGUCCCUGGACAAAAGGUUUGGCUUUCGGCUAAAAACAUUACCCUCAAGACGGAGUCUAAGAAGCUAGCACCACGAUUCAUUGGUCCUUUUGAAAUUGACCGUCUGGUCAACCCAGUAACGGUGAGACUGAAACUGCCCCAGUCCAUGAAGGUACACCCCACAUUCCAUGUCUCUCAGAUCAAGCCCGUCUCUUCCAGUCCUUUGUGCCCUCCUGCCGAACCCCCUCCGCCCCCCCGGUUGGUGGAUGACCUACCUGCAUUUACGGUACGGCGGCUGUUGGAUGUGCGUCGGCGAGGUAGAGGUCUUCAAUACCUAGUGGAUUGGGAGGGUUAUGGACCUGAGGAGCGGAGUUGGGUGCCCCGUUCUCGGAUUUUGGAUGCUGAGUUGGUCAGGGAUUUCCAUCGGACCCAUCCAGACAGACCUGGUAGGGCACCGGGAGGUGCCCGUUAGGGGGAGGGUACUGUUAAGGGUUAGUUCAGGGUUCCCUCCUCCUUCCUUUUGUGUCCUGUGUAUCCCCUGCCUUGUGUGGGUUGUUUGUCCUCGUUUGUCUGUUUGGUCUGUGGUGUGUGUAUGUGUGUGGCUCUCUCGCUAGGAUGGAGUGUGGGGACGUCCGUUCCCUAAUUGACACAGCUGUCCUGAGUCAAUCAUCAGCCUUCCACCUCCGACUGGUGAUUUAAACCAGCUCUGCAGUCCUGUCGUCGCCAGUUCGUCAGACCACGUCCCGGGAUCACCUGUCCAUUUCUUCAUCGCCUGAAAUAUCAUCCCUGGACUCCUGCCUCCUUCCCACGCUCCAUCGACCAUUCGAUCCAUUAUCACUCCACUACGGACUUCGCCUUGCCUCAACUGAGAGCAGCCACUCUUCCCCUCACCUCGCCAUAAUUGCAAUAAAGACUGUACACAGCACCACCUUGCCUCUGAGUUCUGCAUUUGGGUUUAGCCUGUAAUCUUGGCCGCUUCCCACGCCG